UCAGUCUAGCGAAAAAUUCCACUAGUAGAUUUCGAGCCAGUAAUCAGCAUAGUUUAGUUCUCGGUGGACACAGGGCACGUAAUGGAGCAACUUAAGCUUGGCGGGGUGUUAAUUUUAGUGUUGGGGUUGUUGGAGUUUGUCCGAUUGGAAGCUGUGUCCAAACUUAAUCCGUAUCCUCCGGUGGUAGCGAUUUAUGGUCCAAGGAAUAAGUUUGUUUGCAAUGGAGUUAUUGUGGAUAAGGGGAGGGUUUUAGUGGCUGCAGAUUGUCUAACGUUCGUGCGCAAUGAUUCUGAAGUUCUGGGAGCUUCAGAAGAUUUCCACGUUGUGAUGGAAACUCACAACAUCGACCUGUUCGAAAAGGGAAAAGCAAUGAGUGGUCACGGGAAGUAUGUAGACACGGCGUUGGAUCACUACGUUUCGGUUGAAAGCUUCACAGUUCAUCCUAAUGCAACGGGUCCAUAUGCUUAUGACGUCGCAAUGCUGGAAGUAACAGAAGAUCGUCCGUUUGAUCGUUCGGCAAUUGCAGAAAUCGUCGAGGAAGAUGUUCGUACGUCAGGCCUGAACAGUGUUGUUCAAAUCUACGGAUGGGGAACCUUGAGUACCGGAGAAUCUAACGAAGAUAAGCAGGAAUAUUUCAAAACCCGAGUCGUCGAAAUGUAUCUGGUGCCAGCGAAGAACUGCUCGGUUGUCGGCGAUGUAUUCUUACUCGAUCAACAUCUUUGCAUGUUUCCUGUAAAUAAUGUUACUAUUUGUGCAGGCUUCAGUGGUGCACCAAUCGUGCUGAAUGGAAAACUGAUCGGCAUAGUCGCUUUUGGGGAUGAAUCCUGUGAUCUUACAUCGCCAGUGAUCGGAACCAGUUUGGAGAUUUUCAAGGAAUUUAUUCUGCCGAAAAGUUGGUUCAGCCAGAUCAUUGAACAUAUGAAAAUCUUUUUCGGUAGCAUCGCGAGCUUUUUCUCUUUUUUCUGAAAGCAAAACCUGAUACAUGGGUGAGGGUGUAGAGCGAAGAACCAGUUUAAGUCUAAAACAGUGUAUGUGCGUUAGACUAAAUUUCCUGUACUCUAAGGAAGAUGGAAUUUAUGAUAGAAAUAAUGAAAACUAUUUACAUGCUUACGAAGACAUAAACACAUUUUCUUACAAGGUAAUUUAAAUUUUUUACUGAGAGCAGGAGGACUAGCGAAUCAGGUAAAAUAUUUAUUUAAUAAUGAGUGACAGCAAUGAUUAUGAAAUAAAACAUUG
Uranotaenia lowii is the source of this 1236-nucleotide messenger RNA. Its product is annotated as chymotrypsin-1-like. Gene Ontology annotation, molecular function: serine-type endopeptidase activity. Lineage: Eukaryota; Metazoa; Arthropoda; Insecta; Diptera; Culicidae. Gene Ontology annotation, biological process: proteolysis. The transcript is spliced from 2 exons. Bases 82 to 966 code for a protein of 294 amino acids. The record is from RefSeq and is a predicted model, not a curated record.